AUGCUCGGCGGCGUCGUCAGCGGCUCGCCCUCCCGCCUCUCGCCAGUCGCCUCGCCUCCGGUCCUCCGCACACCGGCCGGCGACCUUGCGUGCGCGCCUCCCUCUCCCCUCCCGCCUCCGGUGGACCGUCGACGGCGCCCGGCCCCGGCGGCUGCGCUGCGCACCGCGCGCCACGCGCGGCCGGCGGGCAGCGGGAGCCAGCAGCCGCUGCUCCACCAAGGGCUGUCGCACCGCUUUGGGAGUGAUUAUGCCCCAAAGCGAAGCACUUGGAGCAAGCCUCUCAACAUGUCGUGGGCCGCAAUCGAGAAUGAUCCUGGUGUUUUUACAGAACUGUUGCAGCAGAUGCAACUGAAGGGUCUUCAAGUUGAUGAACUCUACUCACUUGACCUGGAUGCUCUCAAUGAUCUUCAGCCAAUAUAUGGGCUAAUAGUGCUAUACAAAUGGCGACCUCCAGAAAAGGAUGACCGUCCUGUCAUCAAGGAUGCAAUCCCAAACCUUUUCUUUGCCAACCAGAUAAUUAACAAUGCGUGUGCAACCCAAGCUAUCCUUUUGGUUCUCUUGAACUCUCCUGGCAUCACCCUUAGUGAUGAACUUAAAAAGCUGAAGGAAUUUGCAAAGGAUUUGCCACCUGAGCUCAAAGGAUUGGCUAUAGUCAAUUGUGCAAGCAUUCGCAUGCUAAACAACUCGUUUGCAAGGUCAGAGGUCUCUGAGGAGCAGAAACCACCUAGCAAGGAUGAUGAUGUAUAUCAUUUCAUAAGCUAUGUUCCAGUGGAUGGCGUCCUGCUAGCGCAGCCUGUGAUUAAAGAGCACAUUGACCUGUUCUCUCAGAAUGAGAUAAGAUUCAGUGUGAUGGCAAUCUUAAAGAACCAGAAGGAGAUGUACACGGUGGAGCUCAAAGACCUCCAGAGGAAGAGGGAGAGCCUCUUGCAACAGAUGGGCGAUCCUUCUGCGAUUAGGCACGUGCCAUCUGUUGAGCUGUCACUGGCGGAGGUGGCAGCUCAGAUUGAGUCUGUGACGGAGAAGAUCAUAAUGGAGGAAGAGAAGAUGAAGAAGUGGAAGACGGAGAACUUGAGGAGAAAGCAUAACUACGUGCCAUUCCUGUUCAAUUUCCUCAAGAUUCUUGAGGAGAAGCAGCAGUUGAAGCCCCCUGAGAGAGAAGGCAAAGGCGAAGCAGAAGUCUCACGGCCCAGUCCUAGGUGA
Miscanthus lutarioriparius is the source of this 1200-nucleotide messenger RNA. NCBI's taxonomy places the organism in Eukaryota, Viridiplantae, Streptophyta, Magnoliopsida, Poales, Poaceae. The record is from the annotation of a GenBank genome assembly.